Papaver somniferum (opium poppy) is the source of this 2799-nucleotide messenger RNA. RefSeq lists its product as uncharacterized. The record is from RefSeq and is a predicted model, not a curated record. NCBI's taxonomy places the organism in Eukaryota, Viridiplantae, Streptophyta, Magnoliopsida, Ranunculales, Papaveraceae. The transcript has 5 exons. The coding region runs from base 1 to 2799 and encodes 932 amino acids. Gene Ontology annotation, molecular function: RNA-DNA hybrid ribonuclease activity; nucleic acid binding.
AUGAGGGGCUUAAAUGACCCUCAUAAACAGGCUGAGGUUGGAGGUGCUCCAGUUAGUCCUAGUCAAACUUCUGAUUUUCAAGAUUGUAUUCAUGAAGCUUGUUUGCUUGAUUUGCCUUUCUCUGGUUGCUUUAUUACUUGGUGGAAUCAACAACAAGGGAGUUGUAGGAUUGGUUCAAAACUUGAUAGAGUUAUGGUCAAUUUGGAGUGGUUGCAUCAUUUUGAGAGUUCAAAGGCUGAUUUCCUAACUCAAGGUAUUUCUGAUCAUUCCCCAGCUAUAGCCUCUAUUUUUAAAAAACUUCUUCAUGGCCCUCCACCCUUUAGGUUUUAUAAUUUUGUCACUGAAGACCCUGAUUUCAUGGAGAUUGUUAGAGAAGCCUGGCAGCAUAAGGUGGUGGGUAAUCCUAUGUUUGUCCUUGUGUCCAAGAUGAAAAGAGUUAAGCAUAUUCUGAUAAAAUGGAAAAAAGAAAAGUUCCAACAUCUAUCUGUUAAAACUCUAGAAGCCAAAAAGGAGAUGCAGUGUGCUCAAGAAAAUGUUCAAAAAGCUACUUUCUGUCAUGUUUUUGCUAAAAUUGAGAGAGAAGCUGUCUCUAAAUAUUCUACUCUUGCUAAAUAUGAAGAAUCUAUGCUGAAGCAGAAGUCAAUGGUGCAAUGGCUUGACCUUAGUGACUCAAAUACCUCUUUCUUUCACAACUCUCUUAAGGAAAGAAAAUCCAGAAAUAAUAUCUUAACCCUUACUUCUAAUUCUGGUGAGAAGCUGGAUGAAGAUAUUCCUAUAGCUAAGGAGUAUACUGCCAAUGAGUUGGUUAGAGAUGUUAUUAGAGGUGAAAUUGUUUUUGCUCUUUCUACCAUUGGUUCUAUCAAAGCUCCCGGCCCAUAUAGGUUUUCUAGCUACUUUUUCAAAGCUUGUUGGUCAAUUUUUGGUGAUGAUUUUGUUGCUGCUAUCAAGAACUUCUUCUCCAAAUCUAAAUUGCUAAAGGAGGUAAAUAGUAUUUUUCUCACUUUAGUUUCCAAAUAUGCAAAUCCUUCAGUUGUGACAGAUUUCAGACACAUUGCUUGCUGCAAUGUUAUCUACAAGUGCAUCACUAAGAUCCUUUAUUUGAGGAUGAAGAAGAUUAUGAAAGUUUUGAUCAGUUCAAACCAAUCUGCUUUUGUUUCUGAGAGAGCUAUUCAAGAUAAUAUCUUGGUCUCUCAUGAACUUGUUAGGAACUGCCAUAGAUCCAAUGGAACUCCUAGAUGUGUUGUUAAGAUAGAUCUCAAGAAGGCUUAUGACAUUGUUAACUGGAUUGUUGUCAUUCUUGACCUCAGAAAAAUGGUUUCCCUGAGAGGUUCAUUCAAUGGAUUUAUCUUUGUCUUUCUACUCCAAAGUACUCUAUCCUUAUUAAUGGAUCUCCAUAUGGAUUUUUUGGUGCUGGUAGAGGCCUCAGACAAGGCAGUCCUCUCUCUCCCUACUUGUAAUCUUGCUUCUUUCAUGGUCCUUAAAUCUUGUCUUGAUAAUUUCAGUAGUUGUUCAGGGAUGGAGAUAAACAAGCAGAAGUCUUCUAUCUACUCCUCAGCUAUUGAUCCUCAUACUCUUGAUCAAAUGGUUGCUUGUUUGGAUUGUUCUAUGGAUACCCUCCCUGUCAAAUAUUUGGUUUCUGAGUAUAUUGAUAAUGCCUCUUGGCACCUUCCUUCUGCUUAUACUGAUCUAGCUCAGCAAGUGGUUUCUGAAAUUGCUACUGCGGAAUUUAACCCUGCAGAGGCUGAUGUUGUUAUAUGGAGACCUAACUCUCAUGAAGUUUUCUCUAUCAAAGAUACCUACAAGACUAUUUCCACCCACAAUGAUCCAGUGAAUUGGCAUUCUUUGGUUUGGUUCAAGAACUACAUUCCCAGGAAAUCUUUCAUCACUUGGGUAGCUUUCCAUGGUAGGCUCAAGACUAGAGCAAAAUUAAAACAAUGGGGUCUUAUUGAAAACCCUUCUUGUGUACUGUGUGAUGGAGGUGAUGAAACUGAAGAACAUUUAUUCCAUGACUGCAUGUUUGCUUCUAUUAUUUGGAAAGGCCUACUUCUUAAGUUAGGUUAUGACAGAGUUGCCUGCUCCACUUGGAAAGAUGAGCUUACUUGGUGUAUUGAACAUUUCGCUGGAUCGAAUUUAAUUAUCACUAUUAAGAAACUAGUUUUCACUGGGUUUUUUUACGAACUGUGGAGGGAAAGGAAUAACAUGAUCUUCUCUGGAAAAAAGUGCACUACUCUGCAGGUUAGCCUUAUGAUUGUUCAGGAUAUUCAGUUGAAGCUGAGUGCCCACCCCCGAGAUUUAAAUGACAACUCAUCUCAUAGAAGAUUUAUGCAUAACUGGAAUAUAAAUUGUUGUUUUACUGCUAAGGUUGCUCUCCCUUGUACCUGGAUUAGACCUGAGGGUGAUGUUAUCAUGGUGAAUACAGAUGGCUCAAAAACUGAUUUAUCUGGAGGGAGUGGUGUUAUUCUCAGAGAUAAAAAUGGGGAUGUUAUUGGUUGUCAAAUUGGUGGCAGUAGUCCUAUUUCUGUUCCUGCUCAUGAGCUUCAGGGGGUUGAACUGGGGCUUAUGCUUGCUGCUUUUCACAACUGCCAGGAUAUCCAUGGGUGCCUUGAUUCCAUGACUAUCUACAUGCUCCUAAAAAGUGAAAAUCCAAAGCCACCUUGGAAUAUGAUGCAUAUUUGGAGAAGAGUCCAAGAUUUACUUAGGAAAUUUAAAACUGUCAAGUUUGAUCACUGUUUCAGGGAAACAAACCGUGCAGCUGAUUUUCUUGCUAGUAAACAUCCUAAUCAAAGGUUUGUCAGAUAG